This is a messenger RNA of Paraglomus brasilianum, 1143 nucleotides long. The record is from the annotation of a GenBank genome assembly. Lineage: Eukaryota; Fungi; Glomeromycota; Glomeromycetes; Paraglomerales; Paraglomeraceae.
AUGAAUCUUUCAACAAUUCUCAACGACCCCAAAGACAGCUAUGACGUCAAAAAAUUAUUCAGCGACUAUUUCGUGCCUCCAGAGCCACCAGAAUCGAUGAAAGUAGAGGAAGGAAGCUCGGGAAAUGAAGAGCCAACCAUUCCGGGUCGAAAAAUGGAUUCCCACUCUCUUCCCGGCCUGGUGAGGCCAAAACGGGGGCCACACCCGGUAAGAAAGUAUGAUUUUGAAGAGGAGUGCCCGACCAUGCGUAAAGUCGAGAUCGAGCAGGGAGAUGGGACGCCAUUGGGACAAAUUCCGAAAAUAUCCGGUAGAAUUGACCGGUUAAAGUCCUCAGAUAAACUGCUGGUCUUGCUCCAUAAACUUCUCUUCCGUCGUGCGGGGGCUCGUGCAGAAGUAAAACGGCAUAUUAGACAAUUUUCGGGAUUUGUUUCGCGGGAUGAGAAGGAAGAAACACGAUUUUAUGAAAGACUUAAGAAGUGGGAAACAGAAGAUCUUUGUGAAUUAUCAAAGUUGCUUGGUCUGACUGAAACAGUGACAAGGGAAAUAUUGUUGGACCAGACUAUUCAAUUCUUAAAAAGACCCAUCGACAGUGAAGCUACAAUACAGAGUGUGUCGGCACCAAUACAAAACGGCUAUAUAAGUAUGGAUAAUGCCGAAAGUCAAAAUGGCGAAAACAUGCAAUUGGCUAAACCACGGACUCAUCGAAAGAAAACAGCACGCGAAGUCUUUUUCCAAAAAAAUCGACCGUCAUAUAAGGCAAAACCAGAGAAUAUGUAUGCAACAAGAAAAGACAUUGAUAAGCAAUUACAGACGACAUGGGAUAGUCUAAAUCCUCAAGAACAAGAAGAGUACGAGAAUCUAGCGGAGGCAGCAACAGUAUUACGAACGCUAAAUGAAACAAUUGCGGAGAGGUUGGCAUCUGAAAAUUCUCAGCAGCAAACUACAGAAACAGAUGCGGAAAUUGUAGAUGCUGCAAGCAUUCUUUUUUCUAUGAACAGUGAUGGAAUAUCAAUAAUAAAUUCAAGCCAGACAUCUAUACAAAAUGAUGUCGCCGAAGUUGCCAACAUACUUCAAGCAAUAAGUGAACAGCCAAUGGCAUCUUUGAGGGAUGUAAUCAAAAUUUUAUUGGUAGCUUUCAAUUGA